Molecule: messenger RNA, 1667 nt
Organism: Malus domestica (apple)
Lineage: Eukaryota; Viridiplantae; Streptophyta; Magnoliopsida; Rosales; Rosaceae
Product: bZIP transcription factor 44
Biological process (GO): positive regulation of DNA-templated transcription
Cellular component (GO): nucleus
Molecular function (GO): DNA-binding transcription factor activity; transcription cis-regulatory region binding
Source: RefSeq, a predicted model, not a curated record
UUCCAAAGCCCCUUACUUUUCCAACUUUUUUCUUUCUAUUUUUCUUCAUUUUUAAUUUUUUAAUCAAUUUUCCAAUUUCUUUGAUUUUCCUUUUGGAAUUUUUUAUUGCAUUUUCCUUCUAUAAAUUGACCCCUCAAUUCCAUUACAAACCUCUUCCUCUUCUCUUCUCUUCCUCCUCUUUUGUUUACAGAUCAGUCUGAGAGCAUAAAUUCUCCUCCCAGUUCUUUCUUUCUCUUGAGGGCCGAGGCUCUGUUGGGUUUUCUUCCAAGAAUUUCUGGGUGUUUUUUUUUAGCUUAAUUUUGGGUUUUUGCUGUUGAAUCUUGGGUCUUUGGAUUCUGUACCCAAAACCCAUAUAUUUUCUGAUCCAAUUAGUCUUUGAAGUUGAAAUCUGAAUUUAAUCUUGUGUUUCUGCCGAGAUUUAUUUCUCUGUUCCGGAAAAUAAAACUCUGGAAAAUUAAAUGCUGAAAAUCUGGAUCUUAAUGUUUGAGAUUCAUGUCGCCAGUUCUCAGUGAAAUCCUCCGUUCCGGGUUUAUGGUAGAUUCCUCCCUCCGGCGCAGAACCCACCUCGUCCAAUCUUUCUCCGUCGUCUUCCUCUACUGGUUUUAUGUUUUCUCAUAAAUCAGCUCCCCGCACUGCCUAAUACCUAUAUUAUAUAUAUAAUCGCCCUUAAUUAUCUGAAUAAUUAGUAUUUGGUUCUUCGUGUUUAGGGUUUAAUCUAAGUUUUUAUAUAAGUUUGCAUAUAUUUCUAUGGCUUCUUCAAGCGGAAAUUCCUCUGGUUCCACUCAGCUUCAGAACUCUGGCUCCGAAGGGGAUCUGCAUCAUCUGGUUGAUCAAAGAAAGAGAAAACGGAUGCAGUCGAACCGCGAAUCGGCGCGGCGGUCCCGGAUGCGGAAGCAGCAGCACCUGGACGAUCUGACGGCGCAGGUCGCCCAGCUGCGGAAGGAGAACAAUCAAAUCCUGACCAGCAUAAACAUCACCACCCAGCACUACAUGAAUGUCGAGUCGGAAAACUCGGUCUUGAAAGCGCAGAUGGCGGAGCUCAGCCAGAGACUGGAGUCGCUCAACGAGAUCCUCGGUUACAUCAACGCCGGCGACGGUUACGGCGGAGACUUUGAAACCACCCCGAUUGCCGAUCACAACAGCUUCAUAAACCCUUGGAACAUGCUUUAUGUUAACCAACCAAUCAUGGCCACUGCCGACAUGCUUCACCAAUACUAAUAACUAAUCAAUGGCAACGAUGACAAUAGAAAAUUUUACCUUUAACCAGAAUGUCACUGAUUCGGUAUUUCAAAACCUUAACGCAUUAUUAUGUAUUUUAAUUAUCUCUAAUCUCGUUUGGUAAAAUGUUAUUGGUUUUAAAUAUUGUUACAGUGACGUUCCUGAUGUAAGGUAAGAGGGGGUGAUUGGUCAAUUCGUUUUGUUGCCUAGUCUUUGGUGUUGGUGGUGUUUGGAAUUGCAUCAUAGUCUCAAAUGAUUGGAGGAGGAAAGAACAACUUGGUUUUGUUUAUGUAAUUAGGUAUUAAUAUUAGGAGAAUCCAAUAUAUGAUGAUUGUGAUGGAAAUGGGCAAAAUUGAGAGGGACCAGAGGAGUAGGUUCUGGAAUUUGUAAUGAGUAUUACGGUGUGAAUGGUAAAUUAUCAAUGUAAAUUUCUCUAUUAACUUUAAAUG